ACAAAAACAACAACAGUACAAGCAAGACUCAGCCCACCUAUAGAAACCGCAGUCUCUUACACGCACUUUAGAACAACACAAAAUGACGACGAGUACGCCUUUCAUCAUGUCUGUGCAGUUGAUUCUUCUCGCAAUCUUCGGCAUGGUCCUAUCCAACCCAAUCCUGCCCUCAGCACUUACAGACCAAUCGAAAACCUACCCAUUGACCUUCAACAUCAACCCUGAUGUCUCCGGACCAGCUUGUGGACGCCAUCUCCUCGCCAAUAUCAACAUUAAGCGUCUUGCUACAGAUCCUGCCAGUACCAGUGGUGUCUGCAACGAUAUCCGCGACUAUCUUACCCAUCCGGACGGCAAAGGAAACACUGAUGUCGACCUGAUUUUCACAUGUCCAGGCCAGCCAAAGACCGAGGAUCAUGGCAGUCGUCCUGUCAAAGUCUUCUUGAAUACGGACGCCAAUGUUGACACCACCAAGGAUAAUGUUGAUGCGGACUUGACAGUGAUAAACGAUGCCGAAAGUAUCAGAUUCAAGACGGUGGUUAGCCUUGGUAUCAAGAAGACGGGAAAUAGUGAACUUCUGUGGCAGUUUAUCUACUGUUAUUAGAUUCUAGCCUUGAUCUUCUGGCUUGAAGCCUGGGCUCACACUCUACUUAGAAGCCUUCGAUGGUUGAAGGUUGCACAUGGACGAUAGAAUCAGCGUGGUGAUGACAUUACUUGUCCUCGACUUGCGCUGAAUGGUGGACAUGACCCUUGGGCAGAUAGAAAUCAUACAGGUAUUCAUAAGGGUC
Exophiala mesophila is the source of this 785-nucleotide messenger RNA. RefSeq lists its product as uncharacterized. The transcript has a single exon. The record is from RefSeq and is a predicted model, not a curated record. Bases 83 to 601 code for a protein of 172 amino acids. Lineage: Eukaryota; Fungi; Ascomycota; Eurotiomycetes; Chaetothyriales; Herpotrichiellaceae.